GGAUACAGACGCAGACACCGGACGUGGCCCACUCACACACUCACACACACACACAGCAGGGAUGGACCACAUACCGAUUAUAUUUUUUGUAGCUGUUUUUCUACCUGAAACUUUACCUGCGCUUGUUACAACAUCAAUCCAAGAACAUUAUCUUACAAACUCUGGUGGAACCCUAUCCGAGUCUAUAAGAAAACUCUACAAAAGACAAGCGGAAGAUUUUGGACCUACAAAUGACGUCGGAAAUGGUACCCAGACCGACGUCGAGGGCAGCAGUACAAUCAGACCGGACAGACCUGGGCGUAGGAGGGGUGGUGGUCCUCGUAGACAUCGCGGACACCACGGGUGUGGCCCGGGUAGAGGUAAAGGCCCUAUGAGACCUCCAGGAAACACGGACGUCAACCGGGGCAGGGACAUAGAGGAUCUAGCGGUAAAGGGACUAGUGACUGACCAAGAGUUAGGGGUGUCAUCACACAGAGGCUACAGCAGGAGAUCCAGGGAAAGAGGAGAGUGUAGGCCAGAUAGAUGGGAAGGAACUGGCAACGAGACAUCUACAUCUACACCUUCAGAAACCUCACCCUCAGUAAAAAUGUGAACCAGUCAAGUAAAUUAACAAUUAGUGUAUAUAAUGCUUACAUAUAUUGGCAUAAGUAAAAAAAUCUCUCUGCAAAAUA
Molecule: messenger RNA, 671 nt
Organism: Macrosteles quadrilineatus (aster leafhopper)
Lineage: Eukaryota; Metazoa; Arthropoda; Insecta; Hemiptera; Cicadellidae
Exons: 2
Coding region: 62-592 (176 amino acids)
Source: RefSeq, a predicted model, not a curated record